Messenger RNA from Austrofundulus limnaeus, 2418 nucleotides. Its product is annotated as endothelin B receptor. Lineage: Eukaryota; Metazoa; Chordata; Actinopteri; Cyprinodontiformes; Rivulidae. Bases 527 to 1786 code for a protein of 419 amino acids. The transcript is spliced from 9 exons. Gene Ontology annotation, molecular function: endothelin receptor activity. Gene Ontology annotation, biological process: enteric nervous system development; developmental pigmentation; vasoconstriction. Gene Ontology annotation, cellular component: plasma membrane. The record is from RefSeq and is a predicted model, not a curated record.
CCAACUUGUAUAAAUUCACAAAAUAUUGGUUUAAUUGGACCGAGAGAAGAAUCACACUGAAACCCUUUAAAUGAAUAUCAAGAAAAAUCCUUGCAGCAAUAGUAAUGAAUGAUUUGUCCUAAAGGCAACUUAUACAAGCAAGUGCAAAAGAUCUUUGUGUGAAACGACUUGUGAUUUGAAUCCAUUUCACACAGUCAAAUGAGAACAUUAUUUGGAUGACUUGCACCUCCUCCUGCCUCCCUCUCAAGAAGAGGAGGGGUUGAAGGGCAGGGAUCAGCUCCUGCAGACUCAAGCUGAGCACCGUGAGGCUCAGCAGUCAGAACCGAGGACAAGUGGUCCGCAGAACCAUGACCGGACCAUGACUGCUGGAACCACAGGCCUUUGAUUUUGGACUCUUCUCCCAUCCUGAGCGUCUCUGGGGAACUUUUUCUUCAUCAAGGACUUGAAGAGGUCCUGCCUCUGCUUCGGCUUUAGAGUCACUACAGAGGAUCUGUGUCUCUUGUAACGAAAACAACCAAGCCCCAAGAUGAAGGCGCGUCUCCUCUGCUUGCAGCUCCUCCUCUUGGUGACUCACAUGCUUGUGGUCAGCGGACAACUCGAACCACAGAGGCAGCCCCCCCAGGCCCCUCUCAUCGCCACCCAGAGACCUGGGCUCGUGGAGAGGGAGGUUCUGGGUUCAAUGAGACCCAACUUCACCGUGCCUCGACGCCACUUUCCACCCGCGUGCCUGGGGCCCACCGAGAUCCGAGACACGUUCAAGUACAUCAAUUCGGUGGUGUCCUGCAUGGUGUUUGUCGUGGGCAUCAUAGGCAACUCUGCUCUCCUGAGGAUCAUCUAUAAGAAUAAGUGCAUGAGGAACGGGCCUAACAUACUUAUCGGCAGCCUGGCCCUGGGAGACCUGCUGCAUAUCAUCAUCGGCAUUCCCAUUAAUGUUUACAAGCUCCUGGCCGAAGACUGGCCGUUUGGGGUGGUUCUGUGCAAGCUGCUGCCGUUUGUCCAGAAAGCCUCAGUGGGGAUUACCGUGUUGAGUCUGUGUGCUUUGAGUAUAGACAGGUAUCGUGCAGUGGCCUCGUGGAGCCGGAUCAAAGGAAUAGGACUUCCAAAAUGGAUGGCUAUCGAGAUAGCACUCAUCUGGAUUAUAUCCAUUGUCCUCGCUGUGCCAGAAGCAAUAGCCUUUGACAUGAUCACCAUGGACUACAAAGGAGAAUACUUGAGAAUCUGCCUGCUGAACCCCAUGCAAACAACAAACUUUAUGAGGUUUUAUAAGUCUGCUAAAGACUGGUGGCUGUUUGGCGCAUAUUUCUGUUUGCCGCUGGCCUGCACGGCCAUUUUCUACACCAUGAUGACCUGCGAGAUGCUUAGGAAGAAGAACGGUGUGCAGAUUGCUCUCAGUGACCACCUUAAACAGCGGAGGGAGGUGGCUAAGACAGUGUUCUGUCUGGUUCUGGUCUUUGCUCUGUGCUGGCUGCCUCUCCACGUCAGCCGGAUCCUGAAGCUUACCAUUUAUGAUCCAAAAGAUCCAAACCGCUGCGAGCUGCUCAGUUUCUUUUUGGUGCUGGACUACAUUGGUAUCAAUAUGGCCUCCAUCAACUCCUGCAUCAACCCCAUCGCCCUCUACUUGGUCAGCAAGCGCUUCAAGAGCUGCUUCAGAUCCUGCCUGUGCUGCUGGUGUCUUCCUGCAGAGAUGUUAUUGGAUGAAAGGCAGUCGUGUAUGAAACUUAAAGCCACAGAUCAAGCUUCUGAGCAAAGUAACUCCCGGACCACCAACAAGUCCAUCACAGCCUGAGCAGAGGCGGCAGCUGGCCUCUAACAGAUGCUCCAUUCUGCAGUGGUAAGAAAAAUGUUUUGACACUGUUUCAUUUUCAAGCAUCACCGCUCCUAGAAACACAUGUUUCACAGCCUCACUUGAACAUCUAGGUUCCUGUUGCAGCUCUUCUUUUAUGUUUUUAUUAUAGUUUGUCUUUUGUUUAGCUGUGGCACCAUGUCACAUCAAAGAUAUAAAAAUGAAUGAGGACAUUUAUUAAAUGAAGAUAUUUGACCCACAUCUUGACUAUUUUAGUGAGAAAUUUUGUUUAAGUCGAGGCAACAAUAAAGUUGGGCGAAUAUUUUGAAGCCUUUGCCUUUUUGUUAAGUAUUUUUUGAUAUAAAGUAAAGGUCUGUAUUAAACAUUUUGUGUGUUUUUGCAUAUUUGUCACAUAAUUACUUUUAUUGUAUGCUACAUGUAUCUUCUCACUUGCUCCUGAACUACUGAUGUGUGAUUGUCAGAUAUUGUAUUUUUCUGUUCAGUUGUGAGUAAUGGCUUCUAUUGUAAAAUAAGUGUUUGCUUUAAUUUUUUUAUCUGACUCAUACUGGUUUGCUAUCGUUUUUCAACAAAAAGAUCAAAUUAAAAUACAUAUAUAAUACAAAGAAAAAGUGAAA